This is a messenger RNA of Leptinotarsa decemlineata (Colorado potato beetle), 1117 nucleotides long. It is a transcript of the gene fs(2)ltoPP43, whose product is annotated as female sterile (2) ltoPP43. Gene Ontology annotation, biological process: developmental process. NCBI's taxonomy places the organism in Eukaryota, Metazoa, Arthropoda, Insecta, Coleoptera, Chrysomelidae. The record is from RefSeq and is a predicted model, not a curated record.
UGACAGCUGUGACUAUAACUUAUAAUUUAUAGUUCUGUGGGAGGUACCCAAAACCCAAGAAGAAAAAGAAAAAAAGGAGGUUCUGUUCAACUCCUCUCGUGCACUCAUUUCAAUUGGAGGAUUUUACUUGGGAUUGCAAAGAAUGGCUACUGUUGUAAGAGUUAAACGUCGAUGUGAUGAUGAACCCAUAGAAGCUUUCAUUUUCAGUUGUAAAAGAAGAAAAAUUUCAUCAGAUGAUCCAUUAUAUACCACAGUAUUCAAAUUUGCAAGAACAUUGGAAAAAGACACGGAUAUUUCUUCUCAAUUGGAUGCUGCGAAAUAUGCUGACAUUCAGAAAAUAAAAAAUAACAUCAAAAAGCGUGAUGUCGAUAUUAACGUCAAGCUGAGAGCUGAACAUAAGGAGUCUUCAAAAAGAAAUCGUUUCAAAAUAGUCAAUCGUUUCAGAUCACAAGCUGAAAAUGACAGUGAUUCAGAAACAGGUGUGAGUAAAUCCGUUACUGUUCUGGAUUUAGAAAACGAUCUAGAAGGAAAUACUGAUGUGAAACCUGACUCCCAUGAAGGUCAAGAUAAAUAUGUUUAUGAUAUGUAUUAUAAUUAUUCUGGUGAAGUAAAGGAUACGGAUAUCGAAGAGUACUUGAGCAUUGAACCAGUUCAUGACUAUUUUUCGACGGCUUCACUUGCAGAUGAUGAUGAUUUGAGCAGUGAUACUGAAAGUGAAGAUUCAAAUGCGGAGAAUAAUGAACGCAAUGAAUAUCCAAAUGAAUCCGAUGUUGAAUCAAUCGAUGAAAAUGAUAUGAUGGAAGCAAUGCAAAAUAUGAACAUGCAUGAUUAUAGUUCAUCCAGUGAUUAUGAUGAAGAUGAUUAUACUUGGGGUGAGGACGAUAAAAUUUCAGACUUAGAUGUGAGGCAUCACGGGAAGCUCUAUGCGAUGUUCAAAGCCAAAUAUAAAGAAGAGGUUGAUUCUGACUUGGAAGAUGAUUUUUCUGAAUGAAUAUAUUUGAAGUUUAUAUUAUUUUAUCAUACUGCUGCUCAUUUUGAAAUAAUUUUUGUUUGAUUUUUCUUUUAUUACACACAGUAUGGUCAUACAAAAAAGAUUAAAAAGGCUGAGGUGAUAUUA